Parastagonospora nodorum SN15 is the source of this 2664-nucleotide messenger RNA. RefSeq lists its product as hypothetical. The record is from RefSeq and is a predicted model, not a curated record. The transcript has 2 exons. The coding region runs from base 1 to 2664 and encodes 887 amino acids. Lineage: Eukaryota; Fungi; Ascomycota; Dothideomycetes; Pleosporales; Phaeosphaeriaceae. Gene Ontology annotation, molecular function: protein binding.
AUGGCAGACGUGCUCCUGAGCUUCUUCCGCAGCUCGUUGCCAGACGAGCUCGCCGCUGUCCUGGAGGAUGUACUCAAGGCGACCGAAUCAGGCGAUUUCUUGGCGGUUUUCCAGCAUCCGGAAGUGCAAGUGCUGCUUGGACAUGGAGAAAACGAAGCCACGAAAGAUGUGAAGAGAAGUGAUUUUGGAAUCUGGAGCGAUUAUGUUUUCCAUCGGCUAGGCUUAAUCCUAUCGAAACGCAAUGAAGAGCAAGGAACACCAAUCACGGAAACCGCGGCGUAUCGACAACAUCUGGUCUUCCUUGUAGCAGUCGCGGCGCUGUAUGCGUUCAUACAGUCUACUGUUACGGGGCCGCCACUUCCUUUCAAAUCCGCGGAAGUGGUACUACCGAAAGAAGUAUCGGGUGACACUAAAGCACUCAGCAAGACUCGAGCGGAUUUGAUCGCAUCUCUGAGUGCGGAUGGUGUUGCAGCGUACAAGCUCACACCAAACAUUGAACUGCUAUGCUUAGCCGAGACCAUCCUGAUCUGCCCACCGAUCCAGAAGAACAUCGACAUCUCAGCCUGGGCGCGAUUACGGACAAAUUUUAUGCACCAGAGGCUACUGAGCGAGCCGGCGUCAAGCUUGCAAGAUGCGAUAUACGAGGACGUCAAAAUUGUGGAAGAUUUGAUACUGAACUCUGGGAAGAAGGAUGAAAUCAAGGACUUGUACACGAACUUCAUCCUCGAACGAGCUGCGAUUAACACUCAUCAUGGCCUCGACAAGAAGGCAAAAGCGGACUUGGAUCAUGCAACUACAGAGCGCAAGUUUGAAUUUGCAUUGACUGGAAUGAUGGGCAAGAGGACAAAGUUCCAGCAGAAAGAUACGAGCCAACUGCUUGUACUUGCACGGAGUGUAGGCACACAAACGAAUGGCACGUCAAGCGAGGCUUCGAAACCAAAAGCGUUGGAUCUGAAUGACGAUACUCUGCAUGAGUCCAUUCAGUUCACGGAGAACGUGGCAUCGAUGGAUAUCAAGGACGAUUCUUCACUACCUGCUGGACUUGCAGAGCUGGAUCCAGCAAACCAACCACUGCUCGAUCCGCUGGACUCAGUGAUUCUGCUUUCGCUGGCUGAAGGCAUCAAAAACACGAAUCCUGCAGAUGGCAUUACGAGAGAGGAGACGAUACCUUAUGCGACAAGAGUGCUGGAAGGUGGCAGCUCGAAUUGGCAGGUGUACACGCAAGCUCUUCUGGUGCGGAGUCGCAUUGAAGGCUACAAGUCGAGGACUAUGGAGCGAGUCGAUCAAGUCAUUGCAGAGACUUCUGGCGAGGGCACGACAGACGCUGAGACGAACGAAAAGAUCACAUCGUUCUUGCCGCAAGCGAAGGACGACGAGGCGGCGUCAGUGAGUGAGCGUCUUCGAUAUGUUUUCGCACUUGGCUCGCCGUCAAGAUGGGAGCUAGAAGCUGAGUUGGCUGCGCGAUGGGUACAUGUCGGCGGUCUGCGAUCUGCUCUUGAUAUCUACGAGCGUUUGGAGAUGUGGGCCGAAGCAGCGUUAUGUUGGGCUGCGACUGAGAAAGAAGACAAGGCUCGUAGGGUGAUGCGGAGACAACUCUUCCACGCAACAAACGGCAACGAUGAAGAUGUGGAUUUGGAGUCUGAGAACUGGGAAGGACCAGCGCGCGAUCCUCCUCCUGCUGAAGCACCGCGCUUUUACUGUAUCCUUGGCGACAUCGAAAAAGAUCUCUCCAUGUACGACAAAGCAUGGGAGGUCUCAGGCAGCCGCUAUGCUCGCGCCCAACGCUCUUUAGGUCAACAUUACAUCGCAGCACGCAACUACGAAAAAGCAGCUGAAGCCUACUCCCUAUCCCUAAAAGUCAACUCUCUCUACCAACCCGCCUGGUUCGCCCUUGGCUGCUCCCAACUCGAACUUCUCCAAUUCAAAAACGCCGUCGAAUCCUUCUCCCGCUGCGUGCAACUCGACGACACCGACGCAGAAUCCUGGUCCAACCUCGCCGCCUCCCUGCUCCACCUCCGCCCCAAGACCAGCACCAACGAAGCCGGCGAAGACCAACGCGUCACAAACCACCCCCGCACCGACGCCCUCAAAGCCUUCCGCCGCGCCGCCACCCUCAAACACGACAACUUCCGCAUCUGGUCCAAUGUCCUCGCGACCGCAGCCUCCACCACCCCGCCCUCCUGGCCCGACGUAAUCAACGCCCAGCGCAGCAUCUGCGAGUUGCGCGGCGCCACAGAUGGCGAAAAGUGCGUCGACGCCGAGAUCCUCGACAUGCUGAUCAAAGACCUCGUGCGCUCGGAGGAUGGCUUCGAUAUUGCACGCCCCGGCUUGCCGCGCAUGGCGAACGAGCUAGUGGAGAAAAAUAUCAAGCCGUUGAUCACUCACUCGCCCAAGUUGUGGGGUGUGUUGGCGACGAUGUACACGCAUACCCAACGCCCCGCGUCCGCGCUCGAGUGUCAUGAGAAGGCGUGGCGCGCGGUUACUAGUCAGCCAAAGUGGGAGGAGGGGACGGAAAAGCAGUGGGACGCGGUCGUGCAGCAGACGAUUGAUCUUGUGGAUGCGUAUGAGACGCUGGGGCCGAGGGAGAGGACGGAGGGACUGGCGGCGGGGAGUGGGGAGGUGGUGGCGAAGGACUGGAAGUUCAAGGCGAGGAGUGCGGAAUAG